AUGUGCCACACCAGCUGCCACACAGGCGGCCAGGCUGGCUGCUGCUCGCCCAGCCCUUGCCAGUCCUCCAUGUGCCUGCCCAUGAGCUGCAGGCCUACUGUGUGCAUGGCUCCCUCCUGCCAGUCCUCCGUGUGCCUGCCCGUGAGCUGCAGGCCUACUGUGUGCAUGGCUCCCUCCUGCCAGUCCUCCGUGUGCCUGCCCAUGAGCUGCAGGCCCACUGUGUGCAUGGCCCCUUCCUGCCAGUCCUCCGUGUGCCUGCCCGUGAGCUGCAGGCCCACUGUGUGCAUGGCUCCCUCCUGCCAGUCCUCCGUGUGCCUGCCCGUGAGCUGCAGGCCCGUCAUGUGUGUGGCCUCCUCCUGCCAGUCCUCUGGGUGCGUCCAGCCCUCCUGCCCCACCCUGGUCUGCAGACCCAUCUCCGGUGGCACCCCUUCCUGCUGCUGA
This is a messenger RNA of Eptesicus fuscus (big brown bat), 441 nucleotides long. RefSeq names its product keratin-associated protein 12-2-like. The record is from RefSeq and is a predicted model, not a curated record. The coding region runs from base 1 to 441 and encodes 146 amino acids. NCBI's taxonomy places the organism in Eukaryota, Metazoa, Chordata, Mammalia, Chiroptera, Vespertilionidae. The transcript is spliced from 2 exons. Gene Ontology annotation, cellular component: keratin filament.